Cryptococcus wingfieldii CBS 7118 is the source of this 1053-nucleotide messenger RNA. RefSeq lists its product as hypothetical. The coding region runs from base 1 to 1053 and encodes 350 amino acids. Gene Ontology annotation, cellular component: nucleolar ribonuclease P complex. Gene Ontology annotation, molecular function: RNA binding. The transcript is spliced from 6 exons. The record is from RefSeq and is a predicted model, not a curated record. Gene Ontology annotation, biological process: tRNA processing. Lineage: Eukaryota; Fungi; Basidiomycota; Tremellomycetes; Tremellales; Cryptococcaceae.
AUGUACUACGACCUCUUCUCCCCCUUUCCCAUCCCCGCCGCCCAAGCCGACCAAUCCGCCACAAAAAAGAGCAAAAAGGCAAAGGGAAAAGCACCCGCGCCCACACCAUCUGCCUCGCCCGCGCCUAUCAAGGAAAAUUUGGAUUGCUGGGAAGGGCUAGAGAGGCAAGAGAGGGACGAUGUUGCCAGGAGGAUGGCCAUGAUUGGGCAUUUGGGAUACUCUGUAACAGCUCUUACGAUAUCCAUUGGCGAGGCCACCAACCAUGUUCACCCCUCCCCCUUUCAAAACAAACGCCCUUUCCCUGAUCUGGACCCCCAGUCAUCAAACUUCUCUGCGCCGGGUUCGUCAAAUCCUGGGAGAACACCGCUAGUACAAGUCGCGAGGUAUCAUGUCAGAUUGGACGAUGGGAAGGCCCAUUGCUUUACGGCAGCAAACACCCAGGCUCUGAGAGCAUAUGAUAUACUCUCGGUUGCUCCGACCACAGAGAAAUCAUUCCAGCUCGCUUGUACGGAUCUCAGCAACCCCGGCCCCAAUCAGAUAUCAAUAAUCACACUCCCACUCCACGAACGCCCAUUCACUUUCCGAUUCAACCACAAACAAAUGCGUCAAGCCUCGCGCAAUGGUGCCGUCUUUGAGCUCCUCUAUUCAGCUGCUCUCUUUCCCCCACCAUCAACGCCCCCCGACAUUGCCCGCCGAUACCGCCAAAACUUCCUGUCCAACGCCCGUGAAGUUGUGCGUAUCACGGGAGGAAAGGGGAUCAUAUUCUCCUCUGGUCCCAGCAGUGGGAAUGAAGCGAGUUUGAGGGGAUGUCUGGAUGUUGUUAAUCUGGGUACGAUGAUUGGAAUGCCGGCGAAUCUGGCGAAAGAAGCUGUGGAGAAGACGCCCAAGAUGGUGCUGCUCAGAGCUCAAUCACGGAAAACGUUCAAGGCGAUCAUGACGAUACCCAAAUAUGUUCCAGCUCCUGUGGAAGAUACGGAGACAGAGUCUGGGAAGAGGCCGGCUGAUGUGGAAGGAGCUGGCGGGGAGAGCAAGAAGGCAAAGGUCUCGACAUGA